AUGGCGACAAGAAGAAAUCCAUCACGAGCUGCUGGGACCCACCCCGUCCCAGAUCAGAGUCAAAACCACCCACCUGAGAGCGGCCCCGUAGGGGGUCACCCCCCAAAUCCCUCGCCACCUCAGGAUCGUGUCGCCCAGCUAGAGGGACAGGUCCAACAUCUGACGGAAUUGCUCAACACCUUUUUGGCCCAACAGCAGCCCCCGGAGAUGAGACCGGUGGAACACUCUAAUCAUGAUAGUCGACAUCAGGGGGAUCGUCACUCUAGUCAUAGAGAAUUCCGAGGAGGCGAAUCCCCCCGCGCUGGGAAGGAGUCCCAUCGGGACGAGAGACGGAGCGGACCCUCUAGGCGAAGCGAGUACGAGAAGCUAGGCUCGGAGGAGGAGGAGGAGUCCUCUGGUCCCGAUUAUGCCCGGGCUGGAGGGGCUCAGCGAGAAAGACGUUUGCGGCAUUUGGAGAGGGAGGUUGCAGAGUUGAGACGGAGGGAAGAAGAGCCACACGACAUUGUUUCUAAUCAGCCAUUAAGUCGGGAGAUCAUGGCAAUUACCCCAUCCGAGCGCCUUCGAAUCCCAGCUAUUAAGCCAUAUGGAGGCACAACUGACCCCGCUGAUCACUUAAAUCUCUUCGCCUCUCACAUGAUGGUCCAGGCGGCACCUGAUGCUAUGUGGUGCAGAGUCUUCCCAGCCACUUUGGAAGGACAUGCACGGUCCUGGUAUUCAAGUCUGGCACAUCGGUCGAUCGCUAACUUCGGACAGCUUCGGAAUAGGUUCUUGGCUCACUUCGCUCCCCUAAGGAGGCACCGGAGGUCUACCAUGACCCUCGUGAAUCUCAAGCAGAACCAAGGAGAAUCGUUAACAGAUUUUGUGGCCAGGUUUAAUAUGGAGGCAUUGAGCAUUGAGAAUCUUGAUCAGAGUAUCGCUAUGGUGGCCUUUCAGAAUGCCUUGAGGGUUGGCCCUUUUACCCAGUCACUAGCUAAGAGGCCUCCCCAAACAUUCACAGAGAUCCUGAGCCGAGCCACCAAGUACAUUAAUGCCGAGGAGGUGAUGCGGGUCAAGAAGAGUGAAUACUCAGAUAAGAAAGAGAAGAGAAGUCAGAACCGAGAGCAAAGGCCUGAAGAUAAAUCGGGCCGACGGGGGGAGAGGUCGGGCUCUCGAUGGAGUCCAGUCAGGUUCACCCUACUUAAUACUCCUCGGGCUGAGAUCCUGGCCACAAUCGAGAAUAAGGAUUACUUGAAAAAACCGAGACCCAUGAAAGCCCCGGGUAACAAGCGGAGUAAAGACAAGUAUUGUCGAUUCCAUCGAGAUCAUGGACAUGACACGGAGGAGUGCCAUCAACUCAAAGAAGAGAUCCAGGAGCUCAUCAAUCGAGGUUUCCUGAGGAGGUUUGUAGCUAAGGAUACAGAACCACAAAGGGGUGAACGAAGGGGAUCGGGGAGCCCCCAUCGCAGGCGCGGUAGAUCUCAGGAACGACGCAGAACCAGAACCCCGCCCCGGAGACAGAAUCACCAGGGGGAUGGGAGUCCUCCGCAACAGUUGAUUUUUCAUACUCUAGCGGCUGGGGUGGUGCCAGGCAAAGAGUUGGGGGAGAGUUCUGAUCUGCAUCGACGUCCGGGAGUCAAAAGGGCUCGACCAGGGGACGUUAUCUCCUUUACCGAUGAGGACUUGCCCGGAUAUCCAGUUUCUAAUGAUCCGCUAGUCAUCACAGCAAAAUUGGGAAAAUGGGAGCUUCGGCGGAUUCUCGUGGACCCGGGGAGCUCUUCUGAAGUUUUAUAUCGGCGAGCCUUUUUAGGUAUGGGAUACAAAAUGGAACAGUUGAAGCCCGCUCGUGUCCCCUUGAUUGGAUUCGACGGGGAAGUGGUAUAUGCGGAUGGUGUCUUCCAGCUCUUGUUGACCCUUGGAAAGGGUUCUCGGUUUGCCCAGGUCAUGUUAGACAUUUUGGUAGCGGAUGUCCCCUCGGCCUACAAUAUGAUCCUCGGAAGAUCGGGGCUAAAUGCUCUGCGGGCUGUGCCGAGUACUUAUCACAUGGUGCUGAAGUUCCCCACUGCGGCGGGGGUUGGAGAAGUCAGAGGAGACCUAAGGUCUGCCCGGGAAUGUUACAUGGCAUCCAUCAGCACAGCUAAGGGUGUUGUGCAUGAGCAGUUAGAGCCGCAAGAGGAUUCAAGACGGAGACGGAGCCCUACUGUGGGGGGGGGUCGGGAUUUCCCCUCCCGCCAUUGUCAGUUUUUUACUAGAAGGUCCAGAAGACCCAAAGACUGCUGA
Diospyros lotus (date-plum) is the source of this 2256-nucleotide messenger RNA. RefSeq lists its product as uncharacterized. The coding region runs from base 1 to 2256 and encodes 751 amino acids. The transcript has a single exon. The record is from RefSeq and is a predicted model, not a curated record. Lineage: Eukaryota; Viridiplantae; Streptophyta; Magnoliopsida; Ericales; Ebenaceae.